AUGGGCUCACUCGUUAAUAAUCUGCUUCAAGGCUACAUGGCGACUCACAACAACAACAACAACAACAACAACAACAGUAAUAAUGGCGGCAGCAUUUUUGGCUCAGGUCCAAUGGAUUGGUUGACAAAUGCCGCUACAUUUGCUGGAGCAGAUGCGCUAUUGAAUCGAUAUGAUGAGGAUCAUGAAAAGAACAAUAUUCAUUUCUGGAGAAAUGCUGGCAUAGCAGGCGCUUUGGCUUUAGGCUAUCAAUAUUGGAAAGACCAUCACAAUCAAAACCAACAGCAAUUGGAUCCUGAACAAGCACAGCAAAUGGUAGCUGCUCAACAACAAGCGCAACAGCCCGUGCAAGCGCAACAGACGCCCAUAGCUGCACCGCCUCAACAAGCAGUGAGCUACUAUUAUCCACAGCAACAACCAGAAUACAUGUUACCUCCAGGGCCACAAAUGAUGAUGGCACCAUUUCCACCGCCGCCAUUUCCACCAUCACAGUACAUGCCUCCUCCUCCUCCUCCCAACAUGAUGCUUCCUCCUCCACCUCAGAUGAUGAUGCCAUUUGGUGCAGGUGGUUUGAACAUGAUGCAGCAGCAAGAUCCAUAUACCAUGAUGUUGAUGAAUAGCUCUCUCAUGCAACAGCAGCAACAGCAGCAACAAAUGAUGAUGAUGCAGCAACAGAAUCCAUUGUUUGCCAAUCAACACAUCAUGGGACCUACGCCCAUGACUCCCUACUUUCCGCAGCACCAACAUCAGCUCAUGAUGCCCUAUAAUAAUGGCAAUCCUUACAGUCAUCCAUACAUGUUCUGA
This is a messenger RNA of Mucor velutinosus, 801 nucleotides long. RefSeq lists its product as uncharacterized. The coding region runs from base 1 to 801 and encodes 266 amino acids. NCBI's taxonomy places the organism in Eukaryota, Fungi, Mucoromycota, Mucoromycetes, Mucorales, Mucoraceae. The record is from RefSeq and is a predicted model, not a curated record. The transcript has a single exon.